CGGGCCGCUGCCGGAUUCGCCGCGGCUGCCGUGUGACGUGGCACAGUCGAAGCCUUAACACUAGAGCCGGAGGGGCCGCGCCAGUCGUCGAGCGGGUCCGCGCCCCGUUAGUACCUUUGGCGGUGCUUCGCCUGACGCGCCGGCUAGCGAGCCGUUCCUGCCGCCCUCUGCCUCAGCUCCUCUUUCUUCUCGCUCAGUUUGCGGGGAGCGUGAACGGAGAAGGCCUGUGGACGCUCCCAACCUCUGCCCAUCGCAAGUGCCACCACCGCCAUGGGCCUCACCAUCUCCUCCCUCUUCUCCCGCCUCUUCGGCAAAAAGCAGAUGCGCAUUUUGAUGGUUGGAUUGGAUGCUGCUGGCAAGACGACCAUUCUGUAUAAGCUGAAGUUAGGGGAGAUAGUCACCACCAUUCCUACCAUCGGUUUUAAUGUGGAAACAGUAGAAUAUAAGAACAUUUGCUUUACAGUGUGGGAUGUUGGUGGUCAAGAUAAAAUAAGGCCUCUCUGGAGGCAUUACUUCCAAAAUACCCAGGGUCUUAUUUUUGUGGUAGAUAGCAAUGAUCGUGAAAGAAUUCAAGAAGGAGCCGAUGUGCUGCAGAACAUGCUUAAGGAAGACGAGUUGCAAGAUGCAGUGUUGCUGCUUUUUGCAAACAAGCAGGAUUUGCCAAAUGCUAUGGCCAUCAGUGAAAUGACAGAUAAAUUAGGUCUUCAGUCUCUUCGUAACAGAACAUGGUAUGUUCAAGCCACUUGUGCUACACAAGGAACUGGUCUGUAUGAGGGACUUGACUGGCUGUCAAAUGAGCUUUCAAAACGUUAAAGGAAACUGGACAUCUAACGAAGGACAUGUUUGAUAGAAUUGAUCUAGGCUUGUUACAACAAAAUUAGCUUGCAUCUUGGUUAUUAAACAGUAUCUGGGACUGGUUUGGGUAGAAUAUUACAGCGUUUAAACUUAUUUUGUUGCCAAUUGUUUACCAAGCAUAAUGUUGCAAUUUAGCAAUAUGUUUGGUUUUAAAGAAAUUCUCCUUAACUUGGAAAAAAAGUGUCCUCUUAAUUUUUCUUCCCUUAAGCCUAAAUGCCUGGACAUAGCUAUUGUGACACCUUUAAAUAAAUCCGUUUUGAAUGUUUUUUGAGCCCUCAACAAAUAAUGUUUUAAAGUUAUCCCCUUGCUACUUUACUGAUAACCUUGAUCAUUCCGGGGACAGUCUGCUGAUUUAAAAAAUGUAGCAUUCCAUUUGUAUUUAUUUUUCUCCCUUGCCAAAAAGAUUUUCUAAUACUGCUUGUACCAGCCAGGGAAAUGCUCCAAAACACUAUUCAGAUCCCUUGCACUGAGGAAACUUAUUUUUCCCCCCAUUAUUGACUCCUGGCUUCUAUCAGCCAAGAUUACCUUGGUGUGGUUUGGAUUCGAUAGCUAAUUAGUUCUGUGCUGGUUGCAAAGAGUUCAUAUUGAGAUGAUUUUUUUAAUACCCAGCAGAUUGUCUUUCUUUAUAUUGUAUCUUUUUUAUGUUGCAUGUUGCUUUUGGUAUCAGCCUGACUCUUUGCCCAGUAUAUGAUAGUUCUGCUGUUGUUUUAUUGUUUAUUGGUGAACAUAUCUUCAUUCAGAGUUUUUGAAAAACUCUUCAAACUCAAAUGAAUACAUUUUCUUCAUAACCCAUUUGGAACUAUUCCUAAUAAAAUGAUAAACUAUGUAA
Messenger RNA from Rhinolophus ferrumequinum (greater horseshoe bat), 1684 nucleotides. It is a transcript of the gene ARF4, whose product is annotated as ADP ribosylation factor 4. Gene Ontology annotation, biological process: vesicle-mediated transport; intracellular protein transport. The record is from RefSeq and is a predicted model, not a curated record. Gene Ontology annotation, molecular function: GTPase activity; GTP binding. Gene Ontology annotation, cellular component: plasma membrane; cytoplasm. Lineage: Eukaryota; Metazoa; Chordata; Mammalia; Chiroptera; Rhinolophidae. The transcript has 6 exons. The coding region runs from base 271 to 813 and encodes 180 amino acids.